ACUUUUCCUGAAAAUUGGAUAAUUCAUCGGUACCGUAAAUUUCAACCGAAAAAAAUCUAUUUUUCAAUGGAUGCUCAUCUCACUUUACGUAUCUGGCUUUCUUUUUUUUCCUUUCAAUAAUUUUGAGUAACUCCGAAAAUAGCUCCAUAAACCUUUUGUUAUUUGCAUCGAUAUUGUUUAGCAGGGACGAGCUUGUUCUAAAAUUUUCACAUACAUUAUCCCUGUUUAUAGCAGCUGCCUUUUCUCAUUAUCUCGAGAUUACGCGAUAUUAAGAAAAAAAGAUACAUAAUAAUUUACAUCUCUCCACGUACAGUCAAAAACAAAACAUCGUUUUGCUAUGCAAAUAUUUUAAAUUCGCGAAGUGCAUUUUUAACUUUGAUUGUUACCUUUUUUCGAGAAAUAGACAAAUUAUUAAAGAAAGUCAAUCACACAUGCCUAGAAAUCAUAAAAAAGAUUAAUACAAAUUCCGAAUUAUUAUUUUAAUUUUAUUUAAUUUUACAGGUCGAAAUCUAUUGUCUCAAGUCGUUGUGUUGUUUUCUGUUUCAUUGUGCAAGAUUAUAAAAUUCUUGCGAUGCAGCACAACUGCAUCUGCACCGGGAGCCGGGAGCUCGUACUUGUCACUCCGAGAAGAUCCAACGACCAAUCGCUGAAUGGAGCAACACGACGGAAUCAAACUCUCGAGGAUGCAAGUGCAGUUGAGUGCAACUCGUUGCAGCUCAAUCGCACGCGACACCGCAUUAAAAGUAUUAACUGUAAUCUUCAUUUUUUACUUUGCUUUCUGAUCGCUUAAAAUCCAAUUUCCAAUAUACAAUCUCAAUCCUCAAUGCGCAAUCCUAUGGCGCUUCUGCCCGCGGCUGUACGCGGCGGUGCGCACGGUGCGCGUGCGCGGCACGCGCGGCGCGGGACAGCCGACGUUCGAGACAAACGAGCGGCGCGCACACGGUUGACGGGACGCACUGCUCCGCGGAUUUCGUGCUCGAUUGCAAGAGAAAAAUAAAAAAGAAAGAGAUCAUUUCGGAAGCGUGUCCCGCGCCGGAAACGUGCGCGAACGUGUCGGACGUAUAUCGGUUUGAACUUCGCGGUAUAACGUUGCGUGUCUGAGGCCGAGACGGGAAAAACGAAAUUUUCGGAAUAAGGCAAAACGAUAGGAAAACCGAAGCGAUACUCGUGCAUCACCCUCAGUCUCCGACGAUGAUCUCGCGUCGCUUAAUGAUAAUUCAAACCGAAUAAAAAGACUAGGAAUAUCGGAAGAUAAUAUAUAAUAGAGACAGCAAGGACGACCUGCCGACUCGUACUUGUCGGCGACAGCUCGAAGGCCGACAAGAUGAUCGGACCGUCGUCAGGAUCCCCUGGCGAAGUCACUGAGAACCAGUGCUGUGCCUCCUCCAAACGGAAGAUUUUCGAUGACGUUCUAGAUGUCGACGGCUCCAAGCGAAAGAUCUUCAACGAUCUGGACAUCGAGGAAAUGUCCAGCUUCUGUGACGAGGUUCGUCAGACGACGGGUCGCAAGCAGGUGUACUUCCAGGAGACGCUGGAGACACCAAUGGAGCUGGUGACCACAUCGAACGAGAUUAUUGCCGACGCGACGGCCCUCUUCUCACCGAUGCCCGACGCCCAGGAGGUCGUCGAGGAAUCGCAAGUGGCGCAUCUCGAAGUGCUGCUGGUGGAUGGCACCAAUUGCACCUGGACGACCGUAUCGGAGCUGGAACAGCAGCAGAAUAUGGACGUCCUCGUGACUUCGUCUUCCUUGUCGUCGUCAUCAUCGUUGUCCUCCUCUUCCUCGUCCUCUUCCUCGACCUCUUCAUCCGGAUGCGCCAAGCGUCAUUCUGCGGAAAUCUAUACCGUCGAAGAACUUAAUUAUCAACCGGCAACAGCGUCGAUGAAUUAUUGGGAACCUGUCAUCAGCCCUGUAAUCUCGGUGGCUAAUUCGAACGCGCAGCAAAGUAAGGAAACGACAAACGGUAAUCAUCAACAACAUCAACAACAGCAACAGCAAUUUGAGGAUCAGGAGAACGGAAAUUUAUCGUGGCUGCUAGACUUCAAGUUGGAUUCGUUCAUCGAAUCUACGGACGACAAAGCUGCCAUGGGACCCAUCGCGGCAACGAAGAAUAAUUAUUGUGGCAAUAAGAAUAAACCGAACGGAAGGUCGCACGGCUCCAAUUACGCCAACGACGUCAGGAGAGGACACGGCAGUCACGAAAAUUCGUCAUCGACAUAUCGACAGGACGACAGGAAUCAGACAACUUAUCCCGCCAAUGGGAUCGACAACCGGAAUUUCUCGUCCAUGCGAUCCAACGGCCCAAAGAAGCCGCCCUUCACCUACACGGAAUUGAUAGAGCACGCACUGCAGGAAAAAGGCGAGCUCACCGUCUCCGCGAUUUACCAAUGGAUCUCUGAGCGUUUUCCCUACUACAAGAGCAAUGAUGAUCGCUGGAAGAACUCCGUCCGGCACAAUCUCUCAAUAAAUCCGCACUUCAGGAAGGGAUCGAAGGCGCCUCACGGGGCGGGUCAUCUUUGGGCGAUCGCAAAUCGUAACGAAUGUAGACCCCGUCCGUUCACCGUUAACGGCCUAACAAAUGCUACAUCGACACUGCAAGCAGUGCAAAAUGAUUCCGAGGAAUCCCAGAAUAAAAUCAUCAGCGAGAUCAUGGAUGAGGUGGAGGCUGCGACGGCGAGCAUCGCGCAGCCAAAUUCUGAAGAGGAUACAGACAAUGCACUGAAUUCCGUGACGCUCGAGCAUUCCGCCGAGCAAAUACUCAAUGGUAUAAAACGCGAGGUGGAGGUGCAGUACCUGGUUCCGAUGAUGAUUCCGAGCAACGAUUCCGAGACAAUGGGUCAGCAGAGCCAGCAGAUGACACAACAAGCGGAGUUUCAGUGCCCCUACAAGGAGAGCGACUUCCUGAAUCCGGUGUCCAAGGAGAUUGUCGCCGAGGAAUGCGGUCUUGUGAGCGAGGGAUAUCUGGUAACAGAUCUGAAUCCGAACACUUUGGGUUUGAACGUAAUCGAUUCCGAGAUCCUAGAGUCGGAGAAUCUUUUCGGCGAGGAACUCAGCUUCCAGUUUUAUGAAUUGACGUCACCGUCACAGCUGCAAUCUGCCUGACACCCGGAUGGCAACAAAGUACGUUUUAUUGUGAUUGACGAACUUCAGAUACAGAACGCGCGGUCGCAAAAUGACCAGCCAUCGGUCCGCGACGUUGCUGAGGGGAGCGUCUCUGAGCGAGACAACUCACAGAAAAAAUUGCCUAUUGACAGCGACCGCAAUAAUGAGGACAACAGCACGAUGACCAGAAGCUGAUCUCGCUUGAGAAAUUCUCACAAUGACGAUUGUGAAACGUUCGAUCGUUUUAUUUACGACGCGGCUGUUAGAAUAGCUAGAAGCUUAACUGAGUACCAAUUAAUCAAGAUAUGCUUAUUAAGGGAUAACGCCGUCAAGCACGGUAUAAAUAUGAAGAGAUGCCUCUCAGAUGCAAUGUAAUUCGACGAUUUGAUAAUUGUGGUGAUCACCGUGAGAGAUUCCAGCAUCGCUAAAGAGAUAAUUCCGAGAUAAGCAACGUAACUACAUAUCGUCCAACGUGUGCCUGGUUAAGUAUCUUAAGAGGAACGUAAAUUAUCUAUGCAUUAGAAUAAUUUCUUCUAGUCUUUUGCGAAACAGUGUGUAAUGUUUUUGUAUUAGUAAAAAAAAGAUAUUUACUAUUAAAUAUGUGUACAUUGUCCCUGAGAUUUGUACUGUACUCUCUCGGUGGAGAGUAACCGCGAAGUGUGUUAAAAAGUUUCCAUUUACAAAAAGAUACGCUUCUAUAAUAAAGCGGAGAAAGCAUUUGGAUA
Monomorium pharaonis (pharaoh ant) is the source of this 3825-nucleotide messenger RNA. RefSeq names its product defective pharyngeal development protein 4. Gene Ontology annotation, biological process: regulation of DNA-templated transcription. Bases 1325 to 3100 code for a protein of 591 amino acids. NCBI's taxonomy places the organism in Eukaryota, Metazoa, Arthropoda, Insecta, Hymenoptera, Formicidae. Gene Ontology annotation, molecular function: cis-regulatory region sequence-specific DNA binding; DNA-binding transcription factor activity. Gene Ontology annotation, cellular component: nucleus. The transcript has 6 exons. The record is from RefSeq and is a predicted model, not a curated record.